CUCCCGCGUGUGGUCCACGAUCAUCGUGUUGUGGUCGUGACAACGACAACAAAGGUGGAUUGGAAAAAGAGAUACAAACCACUGUCUUGCCUUAGACUAUAUGCAUGGUUUUCUUGCCAUUUUCACCCAACAAAACGACGUGUAUUUUGGAAAAAAUAGCAUCUUUAAAAGAAACUAACCUGCGCCGUUUUUGGACUGUUUCAAAAGGUUAAUAAUGAGCGAUAGGACAGCACCAAGAUCUCAGCUGCGUUUGGAAUGGGUGUACGGCUACCGAGGGCAUCAAUGUCGAAAUAAUCUUUAUUUUACUGCUUCAAAAGACCUGGUGUAUUUUGUUGCUGGAGUUGGAAUCGUUUAUAACUUAAAAGGAAAUACUCAACGGUUUUUUCUUGGUCAUAAUGAUGAUAUAAUUUGUCUCGCUUUACAUCCUGAGAAGCAAUUUGUGGCCACUGGUCAAGUUGGUAAAGAUCCAUAUAUCUGUGUUUGGGACACCAAGAAUUGCAAAAAUGUGUCUAUUUUGAAAGAUGCACAUCAACAAGGAGUUGCUAGCUUGUCAUUCAAUGCUAGUGGAAAUAAUUUAGCAUCUGUUGGAUUAGAGGAUUAUCAUCUUAUUUGCAUUUGGGAUUGGAAGCGAGGGAAACUUUUGGCAUCUGUCAAUGGUCACUCAGAUCGAGUUUUUGAUUUGAACUUCAAUCCAAAUAAUGACAACCAAAUGGUUUCAUGUGGUGUGAAACAUAUCAAGUUCUGGAAAUGGCAAGGAAACUCGUUGAAGCCACAGAAAGGAAUUUUUGGAAAGGGUGGAGAAAUUCAAACCAUGCUUUGUGUGGUAUUCGGCUUAAAUGGCAUUGCAUAUGCAGGAACGCUUGCAGGAGAUAUUUAUAAAUGGGAGAAAAACAACUUGGUUGGUAGCAUCCAUGGACAUCAGGCAGCGGUUUUUACAAUUCAUAAGUCGACUGAUGGUUUUGCUACCGGCUCAAAAGAUGGCAGCAUCAUUUUAUGGGAUAACAAUUUCAAAGUUGUUACUAAAAUUGACCUUGUGAAUAGUGAUAUUGGCUAUAAAGGUCUCUCCUUGCGCAGUGUUUGUUGGUCUGGAGAUAGAAUCAUUGUUGGGACGAAUGACAGUGAAAUACUGGAAGUCCUUGCGUCAAAUAAGGAAUCUGCUAGAACAAUAGUACAGGGUCAUGCGGAAGGUGAACUUUGGGCACUUGCCGUUCAUCCUAAAAAAACGAUGUUUGCCACCGGAAGUGACGAUUGCAGCAUACGGCUAUGGAGUUUUUCGGACCGCUUACUGCUGGCACGAAUCGAUCUUGAUCACAUGAUUCGUUCUCUGGCGUUUCAUCCCGAUGGCAGCCAAAUUGCGGGAGGUUUGUCAAAUGGCUCAUUCAUCGUUCUCAAAACAAGAGAUCUUUCGGAGAUCUUACGAACUAAAGAUCGCAAUGAGGUUAUUCACGAGCUAAAGUACUCGCCAGAUGGUGCAUAUUUGGCGGUCGGAUCUAACGACAAUUUUGUCGACAUUUACGCGACGUCCCAACGAUACAAGAAAGUUGGCGAGUGUCGUGGAAAUUCUAGUUUUAUAACACAUUUGGAUUGGUCAGAGGAUAGCAAGUAUAUACAAACGAACUCUGGUGCUGUUGAAAGGCUCUUCUUUAAAAUUCCUGCGGGGAAAAGGGUGACGAACAAGGAGGAAAUAAAGGAAAUAAACUGGGCCACUUGGACUGGAGUCCUGGGAACUGAAGUUAAUGGAAUAUGGGGAAAAUAUACAGAUACAAAUGACGUCAAUGCUAUUGAUACAUCGUUUCGUAGCAACACGUUGGUAUCAGGAGAUGAUUUUGGUUUGGUGAAGUUAUUUCGCUUUCCUUGUGUCAAAAAAGGUGCACAUUUCAGAAAGUAUAUCGGUCAUUCAGCCCACGUGACCAACGUAAGAUUCAGUCAUGAUUACGGUAAGGUGAUAACGACUGGCGGGGCUGAUCACUCCAUAUUUCAAUGGCAAUUUUAUCCCGAUGGUUUCAAAGAAAGUGGAGAGGAUCUUUCAGAAACAAGCGAGGAAUACGUUGACUCAGAUGACGGUCUCAGUGACUCAGAUGCAUCGGAUGUUGGAGAACUAGAUAGUGAUGUUGAGAAUGAAGCGCAAGUUAAUUACGACCGAGCGAUUUAUAAAGAGGAUUUGUCCACCUUAAAAAGAAAACUUAAAUUACAGUCCCAAGAAGAACAACAUAGAGUGCUGAAGAGUGCGCAGAAUAAACCGCUGAACCAAGGACUGCAGUUGCAUUUUGUACACGGAUAUCGUGGUUAUGAUUGCCAUAAUAAUCUUUUUUACUUACAAAACGGAGAGAUAAUCUAUCAUGUAGCCGCUGUUGGCAUUGUAUACGACCGUGAUCAACAUUCCCAGCGGUUUUACCUUGGACACACUGAUGAUAUAUUGUGUCUGGGCAUCCAUCCUGUGAAGGACAUUGUUGCCACAGGACAGGUUGGUCGGGAUCCUUGUAUUCAUAUUUGGCAUGCUGAAAAUCUUGAAUGUCUGUCUGUCUUAAAAGGUCAACAUCAAAGAGGCGUUUGCGCUGUUGAUUUCUCUGGAGACGGGAAAAAAUUAGCGAGUGUUGGUCUAGAUAAUGAACAUUGUAUUGUUGUUUGGGAUUGGAAACGAGGGGAUAAACUAGCUACAACGAGAGGACACAAGGACAAAAUAUUCGUCGUGAAAUGGAAUCCAUUCUCUUCCGAUAAGUUAGUCACCGUUGGAAUAAAACAUAUUAAAUUUUGGACUCAGACUGGAGGUGGAUUUACAUCAAAACGAGGCAUUUUUGGCAAUGUAGCAAAGCAAGAUACUAUGCUAUGUGCGACCUAUGGUAAGACCGCUGACACAGUUUAUUCGGGAGGAACAAGUGGUAAAGUGUUUGUUUGGGAGGGUAAUACUCUGAAAGAGACUAUUGAAGCUCAUAAAGGCACCGUGAUGGCAAUACAAACUUUAGAAAAGGGUUUUGUGACUGGCGGAAAAGAUGGCGUUAUUGGUCUCUGGGACCAGAACUUCAGUCGCUGUUUGAAAACAUACAAAAUAGCACGAAGUAGUUUACGUUCUGGUAUUGCGUCAUGUUCUCUGCUUGCAGACUCGCCACCCGUCAGAGCAAUCUCAUUAGGCCAGGGAAAAGUUCUUGUUGGAACGACGAACAGCGAGAUCCUGGAGAUUGAUAAAACUGGUCCUAUUACAGUUCUCAUUCAAGGUCACAAAGAAGGAGAAGUCUGGGGCCUAGCAGUACAUCCUAGCGAAAAUAUUUGCGCGACUGCAAGUGACGAUAAAACGUUGAGAGUCUGGGAUCUAGAUACCCAUCGCUUCAUUAACGGCCGCGUGUUAAAAUAUCCAGCAAGAUCCUUAGGUUAUUCCCCGGAUGGAAAAGCCAUUGCAAUUGGUUUUAAAAAUGGCAGUUUUGUUGUCGUUGAUGCUUCAACUCUCGACGACAUAAUCGAGUUUCAACACCGUAAAGAAGAAAUAUCUGACAUCAAAUUUUCUCCUGGUCAAGGUAAAUAUUUGGCCGUCGCUUCUCAUGAUAACUAUGUUGAUAUUUACAACGUGGUCAGCGGUAAACGUGUUGGCGUUGGUAAAGGAAACUCAAGUUAUAUUACCCAUAUUGACUGGGAUAGCAGAGGUAAACUUAUUCAAUCCAACUCUGGCGCGAAAGAGCAUUUGUUUUUUGAGGCUCCUCGUGGCGAGAGACAGGUCAUUGCGACUAACGAACUUGAUAAAAUAGACUGGUCAACGUGGACAGGAGUACUGGGUCGAGAAGUUGAAGGCAUUUGGCCUCAAUAUUCUGACAUCACUGACGUGAAUGCCACGUGCACGACAAGUGAUAAAAGCAUGAUCGCAACAGGCGACGAUUUUGGAUACGUUAAACUUUUUCAGUUUCCAGCAAAGGGUAAAAACGGUAAAUGUAAGAAAUACAAUGGUCAUUCUGCCCAUGUAACAAACGUCCGCUGGACACACGACGACGGGCACCUGGUAUCGACAGGAGGAGAUGAUACAUCUGUGAUGGUGUGGCGACGUAAUCGUUUGAAACAACGACAAAAUUAUUCAGAUAAAACAGGAGAUAGUGAUGAUUCUGAUACGGAUAGCGAGGAAGAAGGAGGCUUUGACAGUGACGUUGAACUGGAGAAAAAUCGAACAUAUAAAGAUAAAAUCUACGUCAAUUCCAUGAGGAAAACUACAGGAACAAAGCCACACUUGAAGGAAGAAACGAUUGUGGAAAAGACUGUCUUCAGUCGGGGCUCCAAUACACCACCGAAAGUUCGUCAAAAGGCUAAGGAUUCGGUUAAUCGUCGUAGGCGCAUAAGUAACGUACAGGAUCUUAAGUUGGAUCACGUGCACGGAUACCGGGGUUUUGACACCCGAAAUAAUGUUCAUUAUCUUCCCAAUGGAGAUAUCGUGUAUCAUACGGCUGCGACCGGUAUCGUCCUUAAUCUAAAAGAUGGAACUCAGAGUUUUUAUGUGGAACACACAGAUGACAUCAUAUCUCUUGCUGUAAAUAGACAUCCAAAGUUUAAGAGCGUCGUGGCUAGUGGACAGAUUGGUAAUGAGCCGACGGUUCAUGUGUGGGAUAGCACAAGCAAAGAAACGUUAUCUAUUCUCCAGACUUCUCACACUGUUGGUGUAUGUAGUUUAAACUUCAGUAGCAGCGGUAAACUGUUGUUGACUGUAGGAGUCGAUGACAACCACACACUUACUGUAUGGAAAUGGUCUGAAGGUACAAAACUCGCUUGCGUUUCGGGUCAUGCUCGUAGAAUUUUCGUUGGAGAAUUCCGUCCCGACUCCGAUACAAAAUUUGUGACGUGUGGAGUGAAACACGUGUGUUUUUGGAGCGUUGCUGGCUGUCAAUUGGUUGCUAAAAGAGGAGUUUUAACGAACAUAUUUGAGGAAGGAGAUUCAGGAACAACUGUGAAAAUGCAGACAAUGUUGUCUGUUGCCUUUGCUGCAGAUGGCGUCACUUUCACAGGCGCCAUGAGUGGUGAUGUCUACGUGUGGCAAAAUCAAAAAAUGAUUCGUAUGGUACAAAAAGCUCACAAUGGACCUGUGUUUACCCUGUUUACCACCCUAAGUGAUGGUUUGAUCGUAUCCGGAGGAAAAGAAAUGGGAAACAUAAAAGAUGGCGGCUCUGUGAAGCUUUGGGAUCAGGAAAUGAAAAGAUGUCGUUCGUUUAAUUUGGGAAGUGGCUCCGAAAUCGAUGUUGUAAAGUCUGUUUGCCGUUAUAAGGGAAGCAUUUUAGUUGGGACAAAAUCAGGUGAUAUCUAUGAUAUCACAGAAAAGUCAUCUGCGGCUCACGUGAUUAUGAAAAGCCACACGGAAGGGGAGAUAUGGGGACUAUGCACUCACCCGGAGAAAGACGUCUUUGUUACGGGUAGUGACGACAAAACCGUGAGACUCUGGGACCUCGACAAAAAGGUCUUGAUCAACUUCAUCAAAUUUGAGGUGGGAGUACGUUGUGUAAGCAUUUCACCUGAAGGAGAACUCAUUGCAGCUGGAUGUAAAAAUGGAGAAUUCAUUAUCAUGAACUUUGCUAAUUUGAAAAUUGUUUCAAGAAAACGUGAUCGCAGUAAAGCAGUUCAGGAUAUCAGGUUCAGUCCAGAUGGCCGUUAUCUUGCCGUGGGCUCAGAUGACCAUGCCGUAGACUUUUACGAAUUAUCAUCUGGUCAACCGCUGACCAGAGUUGGUUACUGUAAGAAUAUCCCCAGUUUUGUCACCCAGAUUGAUUUCUCAGCAAACGGACAACACGUGCAGGUAUCGACAGGAUCCUACGAAAAGCUUGUGUUUACUGUACCUAAAGGUGUUCCAGUCACUUCACAGGAAGAAAUAAAUAAUAUCACGUGGGCAUCGUGGACGAGUGUUCUCGGGACGGAGGUCAUCGGCAUUUGGCCAAAAAAUGCUGACAGUGCAGACGUAAACUGCUCCAAUCUUUCUCAUUCUGGAAACGCUCUUGCAACUGGUGAUGACUUUGGUUUUGUAAAGUUAUUUCAAUUUCCUGUCACUGAAAAGUUUGCUCCUUUCAAGCUCUACAUUGGUCACUCUGCUCACGUGACUAAUGUUCGCUUUUCUCAUGAUGAUCGCUUUCUUUUAAGUACUGGAGGAGAUGACUCAAGUGUUUUCGUUUGGAAAUGCCUGUAAGGGAAAUGAAAAAGAAACACGAAAACAUGAAAUUCAUUUUAACGAAUUAAUCUCUGUAUUUCUGUACAAUAGCUAAUUUAUUGUUGUGAGUUAUGUAUUUAUUUCAAAAAUAAAAAUAGAUGAAAUGUUUUAGAUAUAGCAAAA
Molecule: messenger RNA, 6286 nt
Organism: Xenia sp. Carnegie-2017
Lineage: Eukaryota; Metazoa; Cnidaria; Anthozoa; Malacalcyonacea; Xeniidae
Product: echinoderm microtubule-associated protein-like 6
Exons: 35
Coding region: 215-6142 (1975 amino acids)
Molecular function (GO): microtubule binding
Source: RefSeq, a predicted model, not a curated record